This is a messenger RNA of Penicillium angulare, 1401 nucleotides long. RefSeq names its product putative negative regulator of DNA transposition (Rtt106) (gene rtt106). The record is from RefSeq and is a predicted model, not a curated record. NCBI's taxonomy places the organism in Eukaryota, Fungi, Ascomycota, Eurotiomycetes, Eurotiales, Aspergillaceae. Bases 1 to 1401 code for a protein of 466 amino acids. The transcript has 4 exons. Gene Ontology annotation, molecular function: histone binding; nucleosome binding.
AUGGCAUUCGCGGCAAUUAAUUCUGCUGGUGCUCCAGCCAGCGCCCCUAUAACCGCCAUCGAAGAGGCCUUUGCGACCGAACCAUCUUUAAAGAAACGAGUCUACGAGGCGAUCGGAAAUACACCGCACCAUACACCUUUGUUUGAAGAUCUUGCUCGACAUACCUCUUCCCUGCUGGCCAGGACCGCCAAUACAUCAUCCCUCCCGUUCGUGCAGCCGCCCAGCGAUGGACCAGCGGCAAAGAAGCGCAAAGUUGAAAAUGGACAGCCGUUGGUGCCGGCGCAAGUGUCUGUCGAUAUGAAAGACCCUAACGCCCCGCUUCAAUUCUAUGUGCAAGAUGUUUCUUUCGCCAUACCGCUGCGCAAAAAGCUCAUGCUUGAGGUAACCGCCGGGGGCGGUUAUCUUCGUGCAAGGAAUCAGGCUACAAAGGAGAUUGAAUUUGGAGUGCCUAUGGACCGAAUUCGUCACGCUUUGUGUCUCCCCGUGCCGGAGAAAACGCAGAAACAAUUCAACUUUUGCAUUAUUCCUGAGUUUGCUGAUGGAAUCACACCGCCACCGGAGGGCAUGACUGCCUCUGAUUGUAUGGUUUUCACAGUGGCCGAUGGUCCUGCUAAAGCUGCGUUCUCUGGAUCAGGACAACAAGUCGGACAUAAUGAGGGGGAGACUGCGGAAGGUUUCAUUCGUAAGAUUCUAAAUGACUAUCUGCCAAACACAAAUGUGGUGAAGCCCGAUGAGAGGCAAUUUGUGAGCGCUACGCCAGAGGCCCACCGAAAGGGCGAGAAGGCUUUCCAUGUCAAGGCAUUCAGAGGUAGCAAAGAAGGAUAUCUUUUCUUACUAUCUACUGGAAUCUUGUUUGCCUUCAAGAAGCCCUUGCUAUUCUUUUCAUUCGAUACGAUUGAAUCGAUCUCUUAUACCUCUGUCCUUCAGCGAACAUUUAACCUCAAUGUUCUAGCCCGGCCACAGAACGGGUCUGAAGAAGAUCAGAUGGAACUCGAAUUUUCCAUGAUUGACCAGGCUGAUUUUGAUGGGAUUGAUACCUAUAUUAAACGGCACGGCUUGCAGGACGCAAGUCUGGCUGAUGCCCGACGCGCUAAGGUAUAUAAUGUCAAUGGCGGCAAGAAUCAGGAUCCAGCUGCUGCGGCCGCGGCCAAUGCUGGUGCUGAAGACGAAGAGAGUGAAUUACAAAAAGCCCAACGUGAGCUCCUAGAUCAGGAGGAAGACUCAGAGGAUGAGGAAGACUACGACCCUGGUAGCGGGGAUGACAGCGGAGGAAGCGGCGCGAGUAGCGAUGAAGAUUCCGACGACGACGAUGACGAAGAUGAAGAGGACGAGGAGGAAGACGCCGAUCAAGAUGCGGAUGGCGAUGAGGAUCUCAUCAAACGGGGGGCCGGUAAUGAGUAG